Messenger RNA from Tachyglossus aculeatus (Australian echidna), 917 nucleotides. It is a transcript of the gene NPVF, whose product is annotated as neuropeptide VF precursor. Gene Ontology annotation, molecular function: signaling receptor binding. The transcript has 3 exons. The coding region runs from base 49 to 696 and encodes 215 amino acids. Gene Ontology annotation, biological process: neuropeptide signaling pathway; negative regulation of gonadotropin secretion. NCBI's taxonomy places the organism in Eukaryota, Metazoa, Chordata, Mammalia, Monotremata, Tachyglossidae. The record is from RefSeq and is a predicted model, not a curated record.
CAAAGAGACUGGUCUGUAAUAUAAACUUCACUUGAGUUGUCAUUGGAAAUGGAUAUUAUUUUAGUCAGACGAUUCAUAAUUUUGACUAUAGCCACUUCAAUUUUGUUAAUAUCAAACAUCUUAUGUGUAGAUGAAUCCACGAUGACCAAUCUUCUCAGCAGAGAAAAUGUUGGUGAUGAAUAUUUUAAGCCUAGAGAAGAUCAAGAGAGAAUGCAGAGAAGCCUCGAUUUUGAAGGAUUAAGAGACUGGCCCCAAAACUCAGGGUUCGUGAAAUUGAACCCUGCAGCCAAUAGGGUGCCAAACUCUCUAAACAAUUUACCUUUGAGAUUUGGGAGAACCUUUCAAGGGGAAAGGAGCAUCAAGCCAUUCGUUAAUUUGCCUCUUCACUUUGGAAGACAUUUUGAGGGUGGAAUCCCAAAACGCCUUCCUAAUCUGCCACAGAGGUUCGGAAGGACAACUGCCAACAGUGUCUCUAAAGCUUUUUCCAAUUUGGCACAAAAAUUUGAAAAUCCGUUCCCUCCCUACCAAUUAAGAUACUCCACGACCAGCCAGCCUUGGACAUUUCAGAGGCCUCAACAACAGAACUUCAGGAACCAGGGCUUUGGCAAUUAUUUUGGACAGAAAUCAGGUGGUGGUCAACCACGUCAAGAUACCUUGGAAACGUGGCUCCAGAACCCUAACCUAAAAAUGGAGUGAAAGUCGUGACGUGGACAGGACGCUGCCUUUUGAAGAAAAUAGCCUUAGAGUGAUGAAAAGUAGUAGUUGUCGUGUAUUAGUUUGUGUCUCUGGCCGUGAACCAUCAACAAGAUUUUCAUGAAUACUCACUACCACUGAGGACCUGGAAGUUAUAAGGAGUACUUUUCAAGACUAGUUGUAAUAUAUUACCUGAAAUAAUUUGAGACCAAAUAAAAAAUCAU